Molecule: messenger RNA, 2762 nt
Organism: Amphiprion ocellaris (clown anemonefish)
Lineage: Eukaryota; Metazoa; Chordata; Actinopteri; Pomacentridae
Gene: grik6
Product: glutamate receptor U1
Exons: 11
Coding region: 731-2290 (519 amino acids)
Biological process (GO): synaptic transmission, glutamatergic; monoatomic ion transport; modulation of chemical synaptic transmission
Cellular component (GO): plasma membrane; dendritic spine; postsynaptic membrane
Molecular function (GO): transmitter-gated monoatomic ion channel activity involved in regulation of postsynaptic membrane potential; AMPA glutamate receptor activity
Source: RefSeq, a predicted model, not a curated record
CCCCUUUAGAAAAAAGCACUUCAGCCAAUGGGAGGAAGCCGCUUCACCUCGCACGCAACGCGCACCGGCUUGUGAUUGGUCAGUGCGAUACACCGAAUUCAUCGGACUCGGCGCAGAGUUCACCACCGAGAAAAGCGAUGAUAAAAACAACGAGACAUUUAUUGCGCGCCUUCUGGCCUCGUCUCCAUCUACCCCAGACCACCUCACACACCUUUUAGACGUAAACACGAACGCUGGUCUGUAGAGCUUACAGCAGAAACAAUCCAAUAACCAGAUAAUGAAAAUAGAAUAUCAAUUGCAUACUCAUACACACAAUAAUGUAUCUGCAAAUUAGAGGGCAACAGAUAUAGAAAUACUAAGAUUUUCAUAAUUACUUCUGUUAUAACGUCAAUGAAUCUUCCCAGUGCUAAAAUCUAUAGUGUUGUUAGAAGAAAACGUCAGUGAAAUGUACAACUGUUGAAGUCUUUUGUUUAAUGUGUCUGUAGUAAUACAUGUUCUCUUAAGCUAAUUGUAAGGAUUAUAAAUAAUCAGAAGGUCGAAAAUCAUGGUAUGAUUCAUGUGAGGAAAGUCCAAGGCAGCUUUAAUAAUAUUGUUUUGUAUGCCCUCUGUCCUUAUGCUUGUUAGAAGACAGUCUGCAAGGCACAAAUGUCACAAGAUGCACCUAAAAUAAAGACUGUAUGGAGUCUGGAUGUAAACGAAGCCUGCGAGGCUGAUCACACAUGAUGUGGUGAUGCAGCUCAAGACCAAAGAUGUCAAGUCCACAUUCUCCACCCACAAAAACUUCGUUGGCUGCCUCUUGACGCAUCUGAAUCUGAGAAAGUUCAUUUCGCAGCUCACUGGAGUCUAUUUGAAGCUGACGUGCCAAUCCAGCAGUCAGGACUUGGACUCUUUUCAGAGACACAGGAUGCUGCUGGGCUUUCUCUUGCUGUCUUCUUGGCAGUUCCUGUACAUGGGACUGUGUACUGCAGUACAAUCAGAGCUGACAAUCACAACAAUAAAGCAAGAGCCAUAUGCAAUGUCCAAAGGCACACAGCUGGAAGGGUUUUGCAUGGACCUGCUAUCUGAAGUAGCCAAAAAACUGGGCUUCAAGUACAGAGUGCAGCUGGUGAGAGAUGGUUCAUAUGGCAGACAGGAUGACAGCGGCAACUGGAAUGGGAUGAUUGGAGAGGUGGUGAGAGGGGAGGCAGACCUUGCGAUUGCUCCACUGACUCUCACUGCAGCUCGAGAGAAAGCUGUGGGAAUGACCAAACCGUUCAUGCAGACUGGAAUCAGUGUCCUACUAAGGAAAGACAUCUCAGAGGGAGCAGGCUUCUUUGAUUUCCUGACCCCCUUUUCAGCACAGACGUGGGUCGGCGUACUCAUUGCCUACCUGGGGACUGCUGCUUGCAUCUUUAUAGUUUCCAGGCUCAGCCCGUGUGAGUGGAGUCAGCCUCAAAGUGAGCAAAACAGAUUCAGUCUCCUGCACAGUCUGUGGUACACAGCUGGAGCUCUGACUCUUCAAGGCGCUGGUCCUCAUCCCAAAUCCCUUUCAGGACGAGUCAUCUGCUGCAGCUGGUGGCUAUUUGCUGUUGUCCUCUUGGCUUGUUAUUUCUCCAACCUCAGCUCCUCGAAGACCUCAGAGUCCAGCCAGCUGAUGGUGAAAGGGUUUGAGGACUUGGCCAACCAGGACAUGAUUGAGUAUGGCUGCCUGGCUGGCUCCUCCACCCUCGCUUUCUUCAAGAAUUCAAACAACCCAGUGUACCGCAGAAUCUAUGAGCACAUGGAGAGAUCAAAGAGUUUUGUGUCAUCUAUGGACGAAGGGAUCCGACGUGCACGAGAGGGCAGCUUUGCCUUCAUUGGAGAGUCUGUUUCUCUGGACUUGGCAGUAGCACGUCACUGUGAACUGGUCAGAGCACAUGAAGUUGUUGGCAUGAGGGGAUACAGUAUCGCUGCUGCUUAUGGUUCUCCAAUUAUAAAGAACCUCAGUGUAGCUAUUCUGCAGCUGAGCGAGGCCGGAGAGCUGGCUUACCUGCGAAGCAAGUGGUGGGCCAGCAGCUGCAUAGCAGGAAAGGGCAAGUCUUCAGCUAUGCAGCCGCACAGCCUCAAAGGGAUGUUUCUGGUUCUUUCCCUGGGCCUCGGGCUGGGAACAAUUCUGGCUGUCCUGGAACUCACUUCUAAGAGCCGCAGGAGCGCAGCAGAGCAGAAGAAAUCCUGCUGCACUGUCCUGACUGAGGAACUGAGUCUGCGCUUGAGAACCAGUGAUGCAAAAAAAUCUCAGGAAAAUGUAGAGAAAGACAAAGAAAAAGCAUAGAAACUCUUUGGAGAAAUGUCAGUCUGAAAAGUGUGCUUUGUUUAACUUUCAAAAUUUGUUCCAAUACUUGACAGACACAUUAACGUUGUAGAUUUUGAGUUUUAUUUCUUACUUAAAGAAAAAAUUAUUAGAAAACUCACAAUUUAUUAAAAUAGACCAUUUAUUACGUUUUAAGUACCAACCCUAGAAUCUCAAUGAAAAAUCAAACAUUACAGUUUAAUUUUAUAAAAAUAAUUGUCAAACCAAGUUUAUACUUGAAAACUAAAAAAAAAAGACUAACAGAUAGUACUCACAUAUUUAGUACUUUCUAUAUUUGUUGUUUACAACUCUGCAUCAUGCUAUUUUGUACAGUUGGCAGUGGCAUCAUGUGAUUUCAGCAAUUUCUUUUUAAAAACUAUUUUAUGCAUAAAAACUGUGUUGACUGUAAACAUUCCAGGAGGACUAAAAUAAUAAAAACUGCCUAAUUGUAUAA